Molecule: messenger RNA, 1686 nt
Organism: Neoarius graeffei (lesser salmon catfish)
Lineage: Eukaryota; Metazoa; Chordata; Actinopteri; Siluriformes; Ariidae
Product: tubulin alpha-1B chain
Exons: 3
Coding region: 88-1515 (475 amino acids)
Biological process (GO): mitotic cell cycle; microtubule cytoskeleton organization
Cellular component (GO): cytoplasm; microtubule
Molecular function (GO): GTP binding; structural constituent of cytoskeleton
Source: RefSeq, a predicted model, not a curated record
UGGUCACUUUGUGUUGGCUUGUAUGCUGAGCGUGGGUAUAGUGCACUUUCAGUGUUUUUAGGUUUCUCAAAUACUUUCUUCAGAAAAAUGCGUGAGUGCAUAUCAAUCCAUGUAGGUCAAGCAGGUGUCCAGAUUGGCAAUGCCUGCUGGGAACUCUACUGUCUUGAGCAUGGCAUCCAGCCAGAUGGCCAGAUGCCCAGCGACAAAACCAUUGGAGGUGGAGAUGAUUCCUUCAACACUUUCUUCAGUGAGACUGGAGCUGGAAAGCACGUUCCCAGGGCUGUGUUUGUCGAUCUGGAGCCCACGGUCAUAGAUGAGGUUCGCACUGGAACAUACCGCCAACUGUUCCAUCCUGAGCAGCUCAUCACAGGGAAGGAGGAUGCUGCAAAUAACUAUGCUCGCGGUCACUACACUAUUGGCAAGGAAAUUAUCGAUCUGGUGUUGGACAGGAUUCGUAAACUGGUGAGUAUUGGAACUGUAACUUGUAAUAUAAAUUACAAACAUAAAUCAUACACAUUCAUAUUAUCUUUACAGGCUGACCAGUGCACAGGUCUCCAGGGUUUCCUGGUCUUCCACAGCUUUGGUGGUGGAACUGGUUCUGGUUUCACCUCCCUGCUGAUGGAACGCCUGUCUGUUGACUAUGGUAAGAAGUCCAAGCUGGAAUUCUCCAUCUACCCAGCUCCCCAGGUGUCGACUGCUGUGGUGGAGCCCUACAACUCCAUCCUGACCACCCACACUACCCUAGAGCACUCUGACUGUGCCUUCAUGGUGGACAAUGAAGCCAUCUAUGACAUUUGCCGUAGGAACCUCGAUAUUGAGCGUCCUACUUACACUAACCUGAAUAGGCUGAUUAGUCAAAUUGUGUCCUCCAUCACUGCCUCUCUGCGUUUUGAUGGUGCCCUCAAUGUCGAUCUCACCGAAUUCCAGACCAACUUGGUGCCCUAUCCCCGUAUUCAUUUCCCACUGGCCACCUAUGCUCCAGUGAUCUCUGCAGAGAAGGCUUACCAUGAGCAGCUCUCUGUGGCUGAAAUCACAAAUGCCUGCUUUGAGCCGGCCAAUCAGAUGGUGAAAUGUGACCCACGUCAUGGCAAGUACAUGGCCUGCUGCCUGCUCUACCGUGGUGAUGUGGUGCCUAAAGAUGUGAAUGCUGCUAUUGCGACCAUCAAGACCAAGCGUACCAUCCAGUUUGUGGACUGGUGCCCCACUGGGUUCAAGGUAGGCAUCAACUACCAGCCCCCCACUGUGGUUCCAGGUGGAGACCUGGCCAAGGUGCAGAGGGCUGUGUGCAUGCUGAGCAACACCACAGCAAUUGCUGAGGCCUGGGCUCGUCUUGAUCACAAAUUUGAUCUUAUGUAUGCCAAACGUGCAUUUGUGCACUGGUAUGUUGGUGAAGGUAUGGAGGAGGGUGAGUUCUCUGAGGCCAGAGAGGACAUGGCUGCCCUGGAGAAGGAUUAUGAGGAGGUUGGUGUUGAUUCCAUUGAGGGUGAGGGAGAGGAAGAGGGAGAGGAGUACUAGUGUGGGAACAAAAUUGGAAAUUAAAACAUGUAGCCAGUAUGUACACAUGAUAUUCCUUAAGUGUCAAGUGUAAACUCCUACUUCUGAAUGUGUACUGUUACUGUCUUGGCCAGUAAAAUUGUCUGUGGCAAUUUGUCAAUGUGACUGAAUAAAGUUAUAACUCCUUUUUGA